AUGCUGUUUCAACCAGAACUCGGAGCUGUACCACGACCAAAUAUUUCAAGCACUAAUGAUCCCACGGUUAAUACAGACGAAACUGGGCCCUCAUCAACGUGGAAGAAACCGUCAGUUUCAUUCCUAAAUGGUGAUACAUUUAUCCCGUCGUCUGCAGUUUUGUUUUUAUCUGAAACAUCCAUGUUAAAGUUAGAAGAAGUUAUUGAACACGCUAUUGAACAGUUAAACUAUGAUACAGCUGAAUUUUAUGCAGAAUUAUUGUUCGCUCAAUGUUCAAAUUUGGAAAACUCGAAUAUUCAUAAGAUUAAAUCCAUAUAUCUUUAUACGUUGGCUCUUUUCCUUAAUCAGAAUUAUCAUACAAGUAUGCAUGUCUCAAAAGAUUAUAAGCAUUCAGAUAUCGGUAUUGCGUAUCUAUAUGGGAAAUGUGCUUUAAAGCUUUCUCGAAAGAUUAAGGAAGCCAUUGAUUCUCUAGUAAGAUUAAAAGGGGUCUUUAAUGGUAAUAGCAACGCGGAAAAUGUACAAUUAUUUCCAUUGAUCCAUUUCCCGAAUGUAGCAACUAUAGAUUGCCUAAUAGCAAAAUUGUAUUCUAAACUAGAUAGGAAGCAUGAAAGCUCACUUUUCCAUUCAGGUGCAUUGAAUCAAGAUCCAUACCUAUGGGAAUCAUACACUGAAUUAUGUAAGAUGAAAGUAUCCAUUGAUAUCAAAGCAUUAUUCAUGGGAACAAGCCAAAAGAGUUCAAAUUUGAGACCGAAAAAAUCAAAUCGAAUAGUUAAAUCUACAGUAUCAUCGUCGUCCUCGACAUCGUCACUUUCUUUGUCAUUAUUACAUAAAGGAUCCAAUAAUAUUCCCACUGUAGAAGUAACGCCAUUUAACAUAUCGGCACCUUGGUAUAAUGAAGUUCCCGAAUCAUCCAUCAACAAUCUGAACAGAAACUUGAAUAUAUCAAGAAUAUCACCAGCAAGACAUGGAAAGGUAAACGAUCCAAAGAAUAUCGCCGAUGGAUGGCCAACGAUAUCGAGGAACGCUAAUAAUCUCAAUAAUAAUAACAAUAAUAUCAAUAAUGAGAGUUCGCCGGGAACUCAGAGAGGAUCUAGUAUUUUUUCUGCAAAACAACCUACUUCACCUUCCGUUAAACAACCUACUAUAAGUUCCCUUGCUAAAAUAAAUUCCAAUAGAAACAGACUUUUGACAACACCACCAUCCAAGUUGAAUUCUAACCAUGAUCAAAGGGCAAGAUAUAAGACACUAAAAAACAUCAGUUAUAAUACAAGCUCAAAUAAUGCCAAUAUGAGCUCUACCAUCAGAAAAAAAUUACUUCUUGAAUCAGAUAAUCCGAACGGUAAUAUGUUUGACGCACAAAAUGAUGAACCAUUAAAUAAUCUACUUUAUUCCUUUGCACUUAUAUUGAAGACAUCAUCACAAUAUAACUCUUACAAAGCCAUUAGAUUAAUUAAUUCUUUAUUACCCACUCAUAUACGGGAUGAAAUGCCAUGGUGUCAAUCACAAUUAGGUAUGUUACAUUUCGAAAUUGUCAAUUAUGAGAUGUCAUUGAAAUAUUUUGAAAAAUUAAGGAAAUUACAACCGACUAGAUUAAAAGAUUUAGAAACUUACUCUACGUUAUUAUGGCAUUUACAUGAUAAGAUAAAACUAACUGUUCUAUCAAAUGAAUUAUUAAAGGAAUUUAAAAAUGAACCUCAAACUUGGUGUUGUUUGGGUAAUCUUUUCUCAUUACAAAAAGAUCAUAAAGAAGCUAUAAAGGCUUUUGAAAAAGUUACAAAACUAGAUCCUACGUUCACAUAUGGUUACACUUUGCAAGCACAUGAAUAUUUAUCAGAUGAUUCAUUUGAUUUGGCAAAGAAUUAUUUCAGGAAAGCAGUAUCUACUGACUCACAACAUUAUAAUGCAUAUUAUGGUAUCGGUAUGUGUUCUAUGAAAUUAGGUGAAUUUGAACAUGCUUUACUUUAUUUUGAAAAGGCAAGAUCAAUUAAUCCAAGUAACGUAAUUUUGAUUUGUUGUUGUGGUGUGGCGUUUGAAAAGUUAUCAUAUCCAGAGAAAGCUUUGUCUUAUUAUGAAUUAGCUUGUCAGGUACAACCAUCUUCAUCUUUGGCUAAAUUUAAAAGAGCUCAUCUUUUAUAUUCGAUGGCUAAUUAUCCAUUGGCAUUGGAAUGUUUUGAAGAGUUGACAAAAUUGGCACCCGAAGAGGCAACUGUACAUUUCAUUUUGGGUCAAUUAUAUAAUAUAAUGGGUAGGAAAAAAGAUGCUGUUAAAGAAUAUACUAUUGCGAUGAAUUUGGAUCCAAAGGGAAAUCAAGUGAUUUUGGAAGCAUUAGAAAAAUGUCAUGAACAGGAAUAG
Molecule: messenger RNA, 2352 nt
Organism: Naumovozyma dairenensis CBS 421
Lineage: Eukaryota; Fungi; Ascomycota; Saccharomycetes; Saccharomycetales; Saccharomycetaceae
Gene: CDC27
Product: anaphase promoting complex subunit CDC27
Exons: 1
Coding region: 1-2352 (783 amino acids)
Biological process (GO): cell division
Molecular function (GO): protein binding
Source: RefSeq, a predicted model, not a curated record